Scomber scombrus (Atlantic mackerel) is the source of this 8389-nucleotide messenger RNA. RefSeq names its product Rho related BTB domain containing 4 (gene rhobtb4). Lineage: Eukaryota; Metazoa; Chordata; Actinopteri; Scombriformes; Scombridae. Gene Ontology annotation, molecular function: protein binding; GTPase activity; GTP binding. The coding region runs from base 856 to 3021 and encodes 721 amino acids. The transcript has 11 exons. The record is from RefSeq and is a predicted model, not a curated record. Gene Ontology annotation, biological process: small GTPase-mediated signal transduction.
AGGACUGUGGGAUAAAAAAAACAAGGGUGCGGUGAAACAAAACGCAAACGGACUUGCAGUUUAUUUUGUUAUUUGUAAUAUGCUAGGUAGCUGAACAAAUCAAAUAAAUGGAAAUCCGUACAGAUGAGAUUAGGUAAGGUCAGACAAAUUCGAUGAAGAUGAAAUGAAUGCGAGCUGAUAACAUUUCGUUGAAAAAUCCCUCGUGCAUCUGUGAUGCAAAAGUCUGUAUUGACUGAGAAAGACUCAUCCGGACAUCACGAGCAGCACCGCUGUGUAAAAAGAAAGACAAAAGAAAGUCGAGGCAAGGGUCCCCUCCUCCGCGUGCUCCCUUCUUGUAGGUGUGACAUAAACAACAAAGGGACGUGGAAAAACUCGCAUCAGGACCACAGGCGGACAACAGCCCAGACAGAUCCCAAGCACAAUAGCGGGGCCUGCAAACAAGAGCAUGUCUGCAGGUUUUGCAAUAUGCAGCAGUCUUCAUGUAAUUACAUUCCUCCUGGCGUCUCUCGGCUACAGUCGGGAGUAUUUUUCUUCUGUCACUUCUGGCAGAUCUUCACCAAACACGCGCAUUUAGAAGCGAAGCCGAUAAUUUGAGGACGCUCAAGUCCUGGCUGAGACGGUGCAAGUGUUAAAACAUGUGAGUUAUGAUUAGAUGUUGUCAUCCAGCGGAAUGCUCUGGAGUGAACGCGUGUGUUUUGUGCCUUGCAGUUUAAUGGGCAGAAGGGAUAGACGAGCGCAGCCCGGGAGAAACUGAAGGCAAAAGAGCAGCGCAGAGGUGUGAACUGAAAGUGGACGUCAAAGGGAAAGACACCUGAACCGAUUCCAGUGGCGAAUGUCUAUAAAAGGGCCCUCUCCAUGGAUAUAGACACAGACUAUGAGCGGCCCAAUGUGGAAACCAUUAAAUGUGUGGUGGUAGGGGAUAAUGCCGUGGGUAAGACCAGGCUAAUCUGUGCCCGGGCCUGCAAUGCCACCCUCACACAGUAUCAGCUGCUUGCCACCCACGUGCCAACCGUUUGGGCCAUCGACCAGUACCGUGUAUGCCAGGAGGUGUUAGAGAGAUCACGUGAUGUAGUGGACGAGGUCAGUGUGUCCCUGAGGCUGUGGGACACAUUUGGUGAUCAUCACAAAGACAGACGAUUUGCCUAUGGCAGGUCUGACGUAGUGGUGCUUUGCUUCUCUCUGGCUAACCCCAAUUCCCUGCGCCAUGUCCGCACCAUGUGGUUUCCGGAGAUCAAGCACUUCUGUCCCCGGACACCAAUCAUCCUGGUUGGCUGCCAGCUGGAUCUGCGCUAUGCCGACCUGGAUGCAGUCAAUCGUGCACGACGACCCUUAGCCAAACCCAUCAAACCAACAGAUAUCCUUCCCCCAGAGAGAGGUCAUGAGGUGGCAAAGGAACUUGGGAUUCCCUACUAUGAGACCAGCAUUGUGGCCCAGUUUGGAGUUAAAGAUGUUUUUGAUAAUGCCAUCCGAGCUGCCCUUAUCUCUCGUCGUCACCUGCAGUUCUGGAAAUCUCACCUGAAAAAGGUCCAGAGGCCCUUUCUUCAGGCUCCCUUCCUGCCUCCUCGCCCACCACGCCCCAUAGUGGGUAUCCCAGACCCCCCUCCCACAGAUGGCGAGGGCCCUGAUUCCCUUUUCUGUCAGCCACUGUGUGCAGAUGUUCUUUUCCUCCUGCAGGGUGGUGGUACUCGUGUCUUUGCACACAAGGUCUAUCUGGCAACUUCCUGCUCCAAGUUCUAUGACCUCUUCACCCUUGAUCUAGGUGGAUCAUGUAUGGGGCAGUGGGGGGAGGAACAGGAGAGGAAAGAAAACUUGGACAGUGGGGAGGAAGACGAGCAGAGCAGGAGAGGAGCCAAGGAGCAAGCUGGACGCACUAAGAGUCUGGACAUUGACAAAGAUGGAGUUGAUAUAAGUGUGCGGGGCCUGAAUCGACCCAAGAUGCUCCAGCAGGGCUCUUUGAGGACUUCCCAGAGUGAUAAUGCACUCCCCUUUCGGGCUCAGUACUGUCUGCGAGCACAAGGGACUGGUCGUGCACUUUCAGGAUGGGGAAGAGGUUUCCUCAGUGUUUGCCUGGAGCAUGUCGAUGAUCCAAUGACUGGACGGCCACGAUUAAUGACUGUGGUAGCCAUGGAUGCACUCAUACAGGAAGAACCAUUCAAGGCAGUGCUUCAGUACCUGUAUACGGGCAGUCUGGAUGAGGGCCGAGGGGAUCUGAUGCAGGUGGCCACCAUUGCAGAGCUACUUGAGGUGUUUGACCUGCGGAUGAUGGUGGCCAAUGUUCUUAACAGAGAGAGCUUCAUGAACCAGGAGAUAACCAAGGCUUUUCACGUCCGCAGAGCCAACCGUAUCAAGGAGUGUCUCAAUAAAGGGACCUUUGCUGAUGUGGUGUUCCGACUGGACGAUGGCUGCCUCCCGGCCCACAAGCCCCUGCUAAUUUCCAGCUGUGACUGGAUGGCCGCCAUGUUCCGUGGCUCUUUCUUGGAAAGCUACAUUGAGGAAGUUUCCAUUCCUAACACCAGUACAGCCUGUAUGCACGGGGUGCUGGAGUUCCUGUACUGCGGUCUGCUGACGCCCUGUCCUGGUCUGGAGCCCAUAGAACUAAUUGUUCUGGCCAACCGGCUCUGUUUGCCACGCCUUGUUGGCCUCACAGAACAGCACGCUGUGGACGAACUUCUGCAGUUAGCAGUGAAAGGAGUUGACGUUGACGGACAGGUGUUGGCAUACCUGGAACUGGCACAGUUUCACAAUGCCAAGCAGCUAUCAGCUUGGUGUCUCCAUCACAUCUGCACUAAUUAUAAUAGCAUCUGCCGCAAGUUUCCCAAAGACAUGAAGGCCAUGUCUCCAGAAAACCAGAGGCACUUUGAGAAGCAGCGUUGGCCUCCUGUGUGGUUCCUGAAGGAGGAAGACCGCUACCUGCGCUCUCAGAAGGAGCGUGAGCGUGAGGAGGAGAUCCUGCGCAAGCAACACACCAAACGGGGCUGGUGUUUCUGGAGACACCCAUCCUCCUCUCCACAUGUCUCUUAAGUGUUUCUCCACUUUCUCUACACUUCAUCUUGACCUGGGUCAUCCCAUCAAGGAUAACUAACACCCCUGUUAGUUAUCUGCAUAUAGAGGAGGCUGGCUUUAUACCCUCUAUCAGUGCUGCUAUGCCUGAAUGUCAGCUUGUUUAGGGGGAAUAUAUGUGCCUCUUUUUAAUUGUGGGUGACUUUAUGAGUGCAUUUUGGUAUGCCUGUGUGACAAGUAUGGGCUUGUGGAUGUGUGAGUGUAUGUAUAUGGUUAUUAUGAUUGAAGCUUCCAAGUUGAGUGCUUCCUAGACGCCCUGAUCGAUAAAGGCCUGUGGCAUUGCAGUGCAGCCUCCCGUCCCCUCCACAAGAGCUCUGUCCCUCAGCCAGCACUCUGUGUCCUAGCCUUUGGACUGGGUGCAAGAGCUCUCUAUCUCUCUCAGUCUCCAUCUUUCACAUUGACCUUAAUGACUAUUCCACAUUGUCCACUGCAGUUCCCCUUGGGGAGAUUGCCUAUGCCUUCACUUCUACACAGACUGUGCUUACACACACAGUCCAAUUCCCCAAGAUCUACCCCUCUAAAACCAGCACUGGAUUCCCAGGAACUGACACUGACAAUGGACACUCUUAUCAGGGGAAAUGGCGCACACUACUCCCAGGAAGUAUUGGGGACCUUGAUGUUUUGCCAUUGCAACCACAACAAUGGGACUGUUAAACUUUAUUUUGGGUGUAAGGACAACCUUAAAGCUAUUAGUGAGUUAGGAUGCUCCAGUUAGGAGUCUCAAUCAUAGAUAUUAACCUCCAGUCUGUGUUGAUGUGGUCCUCAAUGUCCAUUAUCCACCCCUGCACCUGCCAUUCCUUCCUCCUGAACACCACACACACAAAAAAGCAAAACACAAGCUCUCCUUGAUGAGUUGGAAUCACCAAACUGCACAUUCAAAGUGACCACUCUAUAGCAAUGGUGGGGUUAGAGAGGGCUAGCUUUACUUUAUACCUCUUCCAUGGAAGAAAGACGGAUACAGUAUUAAACAUAAAAAGCUUGCGACGUCCAUGACCACUAGGUUGCAUUGAAGCGCCUCUGCCAGCCUGCCUUUACACCCCUACACCACUAGGGGCAGCACUGCUCAGGGCCCCGUCACUAACCUCCACACUAACAGGAGUGUUUUUUUAAUGCGUGAUUUCUUCUCUCUAGUUUGAAUUAUUAAUAUUAUCAGUAAAUCCUUGCAGAGUGUUAAAUGAAAGUAUAAGCACAUGCACAGCAUUAUUAUGUGCAGUUACUGACUAUUGAUAUUCACCUGACUUUGAAUACCAAAGCUGUGAUUCUUUUUGAUCUCUUUCUUCCUCACUUUCUUGAGUUCUGCUUCCCUGCUUCCUUAUUUGGAAAGAGGGGAUGGAGCAGAGAAGAGAAAGUGGCUUGUAGGGAAAGAAUGCAGGACAAGAUGAUGUUUGAAUCCCUCCUCGAGUUGGCAUUUCAGUCUGUGGUGUCAGGAGAAAAGUGUCACUGCUGGACAUUGCCUUCCAUUCCUCUUGCUGGAAUUGAAAAUGGUGCUUAAGACACAAUAAGACAGUGUCCACAUGAACACACAGACACGCACGCAAUUCUCUGUUCACAGUAUAAGUGUCUGUCAAGUUGUUAAGUGUUUACCUGUAAUGAAAGUGUGGAAAGUUUCAAAGAAAGUAUUUUAAUUUGAUGCAGUUUUAAUCCUUAAUUUUUCUGCUCCAUAUGCUAACAGUCUAGGAGGUCAUAAUAGGUCAGUGAUUUUAGAAUUUGUAGAUUUCUGAUUUUACAUACAGUGGUUACAACUUUUUUAUGUUUUUUGCUGCUUUUGUGUUCAAACAGUAUGAUCUGUUUAGCUUCCUUGAUAACUAGGAAAAUAAUAUUACUUUAGAUUGAAUUUGCAAUCAUGAGUGUUGCCUCAAACUAUGAAUGGUUUGAUAUAUAACCACAUUUAAGAGCAAAUUGGAUUUCCUCGUUAAGGGUGCUAAUUUCUUUGGGCUUUAGGACUGAAUGUGAAAACGAGACUUUGUGGUGAUGAGGUUCUAUUAGCACAUCGUUCUAUUUGUGGGUCUAUGCCCCUCAGCUUUAUCCAGGCAACUGUAGGAGAUAGAUAGAUUGUGUGAGACAUGUGGUGCAUUCUGCCGUUCUCCAUGGGAGGCGUGUUAAAGUAAUUUUCAGCUACCGAAAUAGAAGUCAGAUAGGAUCUCACGAGACCCAAGUGAGAAUUGAGCUGAUUCCACUCUGAUACAAGUUGACAAGUCUCAUUCCAUAUUGCAUGCAACCUACAUAUUUUGGAAUUACUCUGUGGGUAUUUAAACUCUUCCCAAUGCAGGGCUUUGGGAAUUUGAAUAUAAGACCUGAAGAGGAGAAAGAUGGACUUCCAUGAUCUCUUUCACCAUUGAAGGGAUUUGUCUUAUUAAUGGUUGGUAUGACCCAUUAAGCCUCUUCUUUUGGUCCGUGUGCCUUAUAGUUGGACAAACUUUGUCAAAACAGAAAUUUUGUUAGGGAUUUUCACAACAGCUUAGUUCAAACCUGCAGACAGGUUCCGCAGUGGUUGACAUGAUGGAUACAGUAGAUCAUGUAAAAUAGAUUAUGGUUUUGCUUUAUGCUCUGUUAGCUAUUAUACUUCUUGAGGGGACUAUUGAGUCAACCUGGGUCAUCCUCGUGGAGAAUCUUUUGGCCUAAUACUUGUUUUUAUGCAGAGAAAAUGGCCUUGAAUUAAAUUAUAGAGUGUAGUACAGUGGGUUGGUAUAAUUAUAUGGCCUUAGAUUUCCGUUUUUUCUAGAUAAUUUGGAUGUAGGAUCAUGGUUGGAAUUCUCCACUGACCUGGUGAUUGAGAGGUAGCGAUAAAAAAAUAACUGACAGAUUGAUUCCUCUAGUGUAACUUUAAAACCACUGACUUUGAGAAAGCAAAGCUUUUUAAUGAACACUGGCUGGCCUGUGUGCAGGAUAAGUGUGACCACUUUUGUAAUGUGGUUAAUUUGCAUGGUGGCUUUGUCACUCUAAUGACACUUUGUGUAGGAAUGCACUUUCUUCUUUUUUUCUAUGACUAUACUUUUCUGUGCUUAGUGUGAAUUGUUCCUCUUGUAAAAUUGUUUAUAAAACUGAUGAUUGUAGCACGAUAUUUUCACUUCUUUCAAAUUUUCCCACAACCUGCUCAGUGCAGAGGUCAAUAACAUGACUUGUCCAGCUUCAUAUUUAAGGUCUAGUUGGAACUGAUCACGACAGUAGCUCUCUCUUUUUUACAAUGAGGCGUUUUAUAUAGAUCAGCUUAACUAAAUUAGCUCAACACAGCAUAAGGUAGCAUCACUAAAUAUACAACUCUGAAUAGUAUGCUGGGAAAUCUACAGACAUGCUUGAAAAACACAUUCUGUUGCUGCUGUACAGUGUAAUAGCAUUCGUCACAUUAAGCUGUCACUGUACAAUCAAUCAAGCUUAAUUUUAAGAUACAGGGUAUAAAACUGAAAAGCAUUAAAAGAAGGUAUUUAACUGAAUUUGAGUAUUAUAAUGCAUUUGAAGAAUGUCCUAAGUGGCUGAAAGUCAAAUGUAACAAUUUGAUUUUGCCUGCAUGCAAUGACAUAGGAAAUGAAAAAAGCAUGAUGCAUGUUUCUGGGAUUAGACAUAGAGUUUCUUAACUUUGGGGUCGGGUCUCUAUCUGGAGUCACUUGAUAUGAAACUUCUAAAACUGAAAUAAUAAUACAAAUCUGUUACUGUUCGCUUGAACUGUCAUCAUCAUUUUGGAUAUCUGCAUACCCCCAUGCUACUGAGAAUAUAGUACAAAUUGUCUACUCAGAUAAUUCACAUGACAGUUGUGUACUCUUUUAUUGUUGGGGUGAGAAAUGUGGUAACCUUAUAAGAAUAAGGUCAUGGGCCACAAACGGUUUAGAAAUGCUGCUUUACAGAAAAGAGAAGAUGCAAAAUUAAAAACUUCGUAAGCUGUUGUCAGCCCUUAUUUUUUGCCCCAUACUGACCCCUACAGGCCAAAAUUAUGCCCAGUCACACUCCAAUGGAGAGUUGUGGUAUUCAGGUUAGUCUUGUUAUAUCUUAUCACAUCCUUGUCAAUGUCAAAUCCUCCCUACUCAUUUUAGGUGGAGUUUCCGCCUUUUUAGCAUGCCUGACCUUCCCUUUUUUUAAUGUGGGGCCUAGUGACUGAGAGAACAGCUUGUUGUUUGUUGUUGGUGUCUCCUCUCCUGUGCCUUCAGUGAAACUCACUCUUUUAGAUCUGCACAGGCUGACGGUUCGUAGUUGCAGCCUUCUGAGCUCAAAUUUGAGUUGAUUAAGCCAAGAAAUACACAUGUGAGCACAGAAAUAACAGUAGGCAGCUUUCUUUAAUGUACAGUAUCUUAGUGCUUGUGUGGAUUGGCUCAUGUUUCUUAAACAUGUUUGAGGUGUAAAGCAGUGACCGGUUAAUGGGUGCAUAGUGAUAACUUGUAGUAAUGACAUAAGAUACAGAGCUUUACACACUCAUUAGCUAAAGCUACGCAACAGAUUACUUAUGAAAUGACCAAGACACCCAGCAUACCAGCAGUUUUAAACUAAUGUUUUCGCACUCUUUCAGGUGCCUGCACUUUCUAUUAUGUAGCCUAACACAACUUUUGUGAUGUUAAGUCUUUAUAUUUACUCAUUUCCUCAUCAAAAUGAAAAUACCUUCCUUAUUCUCAACUUUGUUGUAAUUAUUUUCUCUCUAAGCCAAAUUUGUUAUUGCUUCCACUUUCUAGCUGUUGCAAUCAUGCAUAAAGUCAGCGUAUUUUAAGUUGGGGAACAGCAUCUGUGAGCUACAAUUUGGAUUAAAGGCAUAUAUUAGCUGUGAAAACAAUAUAUAAUGCUUUAAUUAAGAUAGUUGUUAUCCAAAGUAAAGUACAAUGUUGUAAAUCUAAAAUUAGUAGUCCCAGCUGGAAUGAACCCCUCACCUUAUAACUGCUCACCACACAGUAUGUAUUUACUAAGCUGUUGUAUACAUAUGAUUGUAUGCACAGAGAUGCCCAGGACAGGGAGAGUGUUAGAUAUGACAGACAUGGUAUUAUUAACCUCUGGUCUAUACUGUCAUUUUUAAGUGGAUCGUAUAUUCUGUAUAGUAUUGUUAAGCACUUUUGUUUCCAUUGACUCAUAUGAGUUUUAUUAACAUUUAAUGCUCAUGUUAUUGUGUUUUAUUAUGAUAAAAGGCAAAAGAGAGCACACCACACUUACAAACUAUUAAGGGCUUUUAAAAAUAACAACAAUCAGAAUGUUUUGCUGCUGUUGCAAAAAUGUUUUGAAACAAACAAAUUGUAAUAUUUUUGAACCACUGUGAUUUGUACAAAACCUCGAAAAGAAAAGUAGAAAAAAGUUGUUUUUGCCAUUUCAGUAUUUUGAUGUUUGACAUGGAUUUUAUUAAAAUUGUUAAUCUUUUGAA